UUUCCAAUAUUGUUUACAUCUGCGCGAUAUGCGUGAAACCCGGCGUUCGUGUUUGCUAUUGAUUGAUUCGGUUUUCCAUUUUAUCAGUCGCGGUUGCCUAAACAAAAUUGUGAAAUUGUAAAUAUUGUGUGCUCAAGCUUUGUUAGUUUAUUUUACGGUUUUUCGAAAGUCGACGACGUUGUGUAUUGAGUAUACACGAAAUUGGUUCCGAUUCGUGAGAUCUGUGUGAAGUAAAAUAAUUAAGUGAAUUGGUCGUGCACGCAUAAAUUGCAUAGAUCACAUUAGGUACUGCAUUCGUACUGAAAAUGUUGCUCAAAGUAUUCGUGAUAGUGUUAUCAAUAAGUCAAGUGUACAGUGUUCCAAAGCGAAAGAGCUAUUCGGAUCUGAAGUCGUGCAAUCUCGGCCCUUUAGCUAAGGAAAUAGCUUCUUACGAUACUGUAGUAAGGAGUAUAUUAGACUACGUCAGAGGACCAUUCAAAGGGAAGACUUAUGCCGAGUUGGCAAAAUUCGUAGACAAGUUUGGUGCUCGGCCUUCGGGCUCGGAUACACUUGAGCAGUCUAUUGACUAUCUGGUCCAGUUGACGCGAGAUGAAAAUAUCAAGGAUAUUGUCACGGAGGAAGUCAAGGUUCCACAUUGGGUGAGAGGCAAGGAACAAUUCACACUAUUAAAACCAAGAGUGAAAAAUAUCAAUGGGUUGGGGUUCGGUUCAAGUAUCGGCACUCCACCAGAGGGCAUCACGGCUGAAGUUAUAGUUGUGUCAAGCUUUGACGAAUUUAGCAAUAUUUCUGAACAUGAUGUUAAGGGUAAAAUUGUUGUUUUCGAUCCCAAGUUUGUAGAAUACUCUGUGACAAACAUAUACAGGACGACCGCAGCGUCUGUUGCAGCAAAAAAGGGGGCAGUUGCAACUUUAGUGCGAUCAAUAACACCAUUUUCUAUAAAUUCACCGCACACUGGUCAACAAUCCUACGAGGAAAACGUUGUUAAGAUCCCAACGGCUGCUAUCACAGUCGAGGAUGCAGAUUUAAUGCGAAGGAUGUUUGAACGUGGUGAAAAAAUAGAGGUCCAAAUACAAAUGUCAGCUACAACAAACGAUGAUAAAAUUUCAAGAAAUACUUUAAUCGAUUUGAAAGGUACUGAACGGCCUGAAAAACUUGUAAUUGUAUCCGGUCAUGUAGAUAGCUGGGACGUUGGACAGGGAGCUAUGGACAAUGGUGGUGGAGUAUUUAUUAGUUGGGCUGUACCUGUGAUAUUGCAACGACUUAAUCUUAGACCAAAACGAACUAUUAGAUCAAUAUUUUGGACCGCAGAAGAACCAGGUUUGAUUGGAGCGACGGCAUACGAAGCGAAACACAGGAAUGAAAGUCAUAAUAUCGAUUUUAUUAUGGAAUCCGAUGAAGGUACCUUUGCACCACUGGGUUUGGUAGUUACUGGCACACAAGAGGCGAGAUGCAUUAUAGCUGAAGUUUUGAAACUGUUCGAAUCGAUAAAUGCGAGUACAUUGGUUGAAAGCGACAGUCCAAGCUCAGAUAUUAACGUGAUCGUCGAUACUGGAGUGCCAGGAGCGGGUCUGUAUAACGCUAAUGAUCGUUAUUACUGGUUCCAUCACACUGAGGGAGAUACGAUGAAUGUAGAAGAUCCAGACGAAUUAGAUUUGGGCGCUGCAAUGUGGACGGCGGCUGCUUACGUCAUCGCCGAUAUUUCGGUUGAUAUUCCACGAGCACAAGACAAAGCUAAGAGAAGUUAAAUAUUAGCAACUUUGUAAAAGCGCAUGAAUUUAAUAUUUUUAAAACAAAAUAUUUCUGAAUAAAGCAUUGUUAAUAUUCAUUUUUUUACAUAACAUGUUGAUAACAAUAAAUGUGUCCUUUAUUCAUGGUGCAGUGUGGUAAUUACUGUAGUUUAACAUUAGACAUGUUUAUUUUCUUUAACUGUCAGACUAAACUGAAUUGAAUUAAAUACUAUAUUGCAACUAUUUCGUUCUUAGUAGAAUAGUACACAUCUACAUUGCAAAGGAAGUAAUAAUAAGAAGAAGUAAUAUAAUCAAGGUUUUCGAGUCGUUUUUUUGUCCCAGAAAUACUUCACUGACAUUCAGGAUUACAAGUAUAUGGAAUAUAAAUGUAAUUAUAAGAAGUUAUUAGGUAGUAUAAGUGUUGGAAAGGCGUGCUUUA
Hyposmocoma kahamanoa is the source of this 2166-nucleotide messenger RNA. Its product is annotated as carboxypeptidase Q-like. Lineage: Eukaryota; Metazoa; Arthropoda; Insecta; Lepidoptera; Cosmopterigidae. The record is from RefSeq and is a predicted model, not a curated record. The transcript is spliced from 4 exons. Gene Ontology annotation, molecular function: metallodipeptidase activity. The coding region runs from base 306 to 1745 and encodes 479 amino acids. Gene Ontology annotation, biological process: proteolysis; peptide catabolic process.